Prionailurus viverrinus (fishing cat) is the source of this 2419-nucleotide messenger RNA. Its product is annotated as mesothelin-like protein. Gene Ontology annotation, cellular component: cell surface. NCBI's taxonomy places the organism in Eukaryota, Metazoa, Chordata, Mammalia, Carnivora, Felidae. The record is from RefSeq and is a predicted model, not a curated record. Gene Ontology annotation, biological process: cell-matrix adhesion.
AUGGCCCAUUCUGUUCCAGGUCCCCAGGUGAGCCCAGGCCUCGCCCUCCUCAUGUGGUUCACCGCCCACUGCUCUUGUCCCCAGGCCCAGGGCUUCUCCCAGGGAGGGCUGGAUGCCAGCAGGACUGACCUGUGGGCCAGUGCCGACGCCUCCCUCCUGCACAGCUUCUGGUGCCAGCCGGCCAGCCAGCUGCCCCGGGACCAGCUCUCCGCUCUCAUCAGGGCGAUGGCGACUCGCCGGGUCCUCCUCAGAGCCUGGCAGCUCAGCUGCCUGGCCAACCUGGCCGCGCUGCACGGCCUCCAGGACGACUUUGAGCUCCACCCGCCGGACCUGCUGCUUUUCUACAACCUGACGCAGGUGAGGGAAGCCGACUGCCGGGCCUUCACCCACCGUGCCGCCCAGGGGGACACGGAGCUGCUGGCCAACCUGCCGGACCAGAGGGCCGCCCUGCAGCGUGUGGCCUUGGCCUGCCUGGGAGGACCCCGCUUGCGGCUCAGCGCCUCUGACCUGCUGCUCCUCGGGGUCCUGGUGUGCGACAUGGACGCGUCCAGCAUCGUGGCCGCUGACCCCCGUGUGCUGCAGAAUCUGCAGCGUUGCCAUCGGCUGACCGCCCCCCAGCAAGCCGCCCUCAACACGCUGCUGGCCAGUGGGGAGACCACGCUUGGGCCUCCGGGUUCCUGGAACCUAGAGGGGCUGCGGGCUCUGGGACCCCUGGCCACCUACAUCAGCUCCAGCCUGUGGAUGCAGGUGCAGCAGGUAGGGUGCUCUGGAGUGGGGGGUUGUCCAGCUGGCUGUGGACAAGGGGAGGGGCGUCCGGCCGGCCUCCCACCAGCCACUCCGCUGGGGACCGGUGUCCCCAGUCCCUCCCUGCCCCAGGCUUUCCAUCCGUGGGGCGGGAGGAGGAACCAGGGGCCCCUGCCAGCCCCUGGCCAGGGUAUGGAGUCUGUAUGCCCGCUCUGCCAGGCUGUGGGCCUGGACUUCUUCGGCAGCACGGUGGCCACGUACCGAGCUGGGCGGCUUAGCCAGCAGGACGCCAGGCGCUUCGUCACUGGCUUUCUGAAGGCCAAGGCUGAGUCGGUGUCCUCUCGGCCCAAGCGGGGCACAGCCACAGGGAGACCCUGCCUCCGCGGGGACAUCACGGCGGCCACGCUGCGCGACGACCUCUUUCUGGUGCACUAUGACUGCGUGCAGCUGGAGUCCUGCCUGGGGAGCCGCGUGCUCAAAGCCAACCUGGACCCCCUGCUGCAGCACCCGCUGCCGGCCGAGUGCCAGCGCGUCGUUAAGGCCAAGCUGGCUCGGGUCUACCCGCGCGGGGUCCCCGAGGAGCAGCUGCCGCUCAUCGCCUCGCUGGUCUACCUCUACUCCCGCUCCGAGAUCGGCCAGUGGAACGUCACGUCCAGAGACACCGUCGUGGCCCUGCUGGCCUCAGAUGUGGCCCUGGAGAACCAGACUGAGGCUGUGCUACAGAAGUACCUGGACCACAACGGCACCCUCACCGGCGCCCUGCUCGUGGCCAUCGGGGGCUCCCGCCUCUGCUGGAUGAGUGCCAGGCAGAUCCAGGCCAUCAGGCCCUCGGAGUUCCGAGCCGGAAAGACGUGCUCUACGCCAAGGCCCGCGAGGCCUUCGGCAGCACCAGGACCAUGGCUGCCUAUUACCGCUUCAUGCGUCCUUACCUUGGUGAGACCCUGCCCUGUGUGCAGCAGCCCAUCCCCAGAAGCCCGCCGCCCCUCUCCCCUCACCACUGCCCGGCCCCCAGGAGGUGCCCCCGUGGAGGAGCUGCGGCAUCUGGUCCAGGCGAACGUCUCCAUGGACAUCGACACGUUCACCAAUCUGAACCCCCGUGUGCUGCAGAGCCUGAGUGUCGGCAAUGUGACGACACUGCUGGGCCAGAACGUGGGGGACCUACAGAAGGCACGGAGCCACCCGACCAUCAGCUCUUGGCUACGCAGCCUCAACAGGUCGGCCCUUGGCGAGCUGGGCCUAGACACGGACCCUGGCGGCCUCAGCGGCCCAGGCCGCUCCACCACCGUCACCCCCAACACCGCGCCCCGGGGGCCCUACCCAGCCCCCACGUCAGGCCUUCCCAGGCACAGCGCCCCCGCCUCCGGCAGCCCACCAGCCCAUCUGGGGUACCUGCCACUCUCUGUGGCCCUGCCCUCUGGCCUCCUGUGGCUGCUGUACUGGGGCACCCCAGGGCUCAGCCAGGACUGCUCCUGGGACACCCGCACUAUGGCCUCUGAAGACGGCGCCGCCCCAGCACCACGAGCAGGGAAACGGGGGCUGGUAGCUGGAGUCCACCAUGUCCGGCAUUCUAGGGGCCCGCAGGACUGGUCCCCACCCACAUCCAGCUCCCAGGACAGGGAGCUGGAAUGAGGAUCUGGGCCCACCCCGAGGCCAGCCCUGAAGAGUUGACAGAGAC